This is a messenger RNA of Sinocyclocheilus grahami, 2677 nucleotides long. RefSeq names its product EGF containing fibulin extracellular matrix protein 1. The coding region runs from base 325 to 1686 and encodes 453 amino acids. The record is from RefSeq and is a predicted model, not a curated record. Gene Ontology annotation, molecular function: calcium ion binding. Lineage: Eukaryota; Metazoa; Chordata; Actinopteri; Cypriniformes; Cyprinidae. The transcript has 12 exons.
AACAAUAUGACAUUACAAUCUGGCCUAUUAUCAUAUAAGCACAAUGCCUGGCAUCAGUGAGUUUAUUAAAGAACCUGUGGGGGGAGCCACAUCCUGCCCUUCCUCGAGCCCACCAAACAAACACAUCAAACUCCUGCAGUGGGAAACAACCUGUUCACCGCUCCCACAUUCCUGCAGCGAUGCUGGCAUCAUGAAGUGUUCCUCAAACAUCUCUGACAUUCCGAUACAGACAUCAAACCCUCAUCAUCCACAGGACUGAGCUCCAAACUCCUGACGCUUCUUACAGCAGUAGCACUUUAAAACACACUUCUAGAGAGAUCCAUCAUGAUGUUGGAAAUCUACCUGGUAAUGACAGUUGCUGCCAGUGCUGUUUCUCAAGAGGCAGAAGAGCCUGUAUCAUAUAUGCAGUGCACAGAAGGCUAUGAAUAUGAUCCCAUUAAAGAGGUAUGCAAAGAUAUUGAUGAGUGUGCCCUUGUCUCUGAUGCCUGCAAAGGUGGCAUGAAGUGCAUAAACCACUAUGGCGGCUACCUCUGCCUCCCUCAGAAUGCCCAGAUAUUUGUCACUAAUGGAGAUGAAUCAUCCCAGCCCACAGACCCUAUUCCCCAAACCCCCCUGAACCCCACUAAUCCACAAACACGCACCCAGUCAAACCACAGAGGUGUAGCAGCUGGAGCCUCGCAGUGCUUGCCGGGUUUUACACUGGAUGAGCAAAACUACUGCCACGAUGUAGAUGAAUGCUCCCAAGGCCUACACACCUGCAAUGCAGACCAGAUCUGCUACAACACAAGAGGCUCCUACACCUGUCAGUGUCAUCCUGGAUACCAGAAACAUGGAGAACAGUGUGUGGAUAGAAAUGAGUGUAUGCUAUCACACUACUGCAUGCACAGAUGUGUGAACACUGCUGGCUCGUAUUACUGCGAGUGUAAAGAUGGCUACCAGCUCGCCAGCAACAACCACAGCUGUGUAGAUGUGAACGAGUGUGAUCUGACUCAGUCGUGCCAACAUCAGUGUUUCAACCUCUUGGGCUCGUAUAUCUGUCAGUGUGAUCAGGGUUAUGAACUCGCGCCGGAUUCAGUCUCUUGUGUGGACAUCGACGAGUGUGCAUUCUCCAGCUACAUGUGCCAGUAUGUGUGUAUUAACAGCCCGGGUGGAUAUUCCUGCAUCUGCCCAGAGGGAUAUCGGCUGCAGAGAACAAGAAUGUGUCAAGACAUCAAUGAGUGUGACACAGGUCACGAGUGUAGGGAAGAUGAGAUGUGCUGGAACUAUUACGGAGGUCAUCGCUGCUACCCUCAGGACCCGUGUCUGGAGCCUUACGUGCUGACGUCGGAAAACCGGUGUUCGUGCCAGUCUGCGGGUGCGUGUCGAGGCCUGCCGCAGUCUAUCAUUUACAAAUACAUGAGCAUUCAUUCAGAGCGCACCGUACCAGCAGAUAUCUUCCAGAUUCAAGCCACAAACAUCUUCUCCAGUGCACACUACACCUUCAGGAUUAAAGCUGGCAACGAUGGAGGAGAGUUCUUCCUUAGGCGGUUCAGCAGCGUUGGUGCGAUGCUGGUCUUGACCAAGUCCCUGGAGGGCCCACAGGAGCUGAUCGUUGAUCUGGAGAUGAUCACUCAACACACAGCAAUGAACUAUCGCUCAAGCUCUUUCCUGCGGCUCACCAUCAUCGUGGGACCCUACCCCUUCUAACAAUACUGCUGCUUCACACAUUUAUACACAUCCAGACUGCUUGCAUUAAAGUUACACGCAGCAACGGUGAGAUGUUAUGAACUGUUCUAAUGUGUCUUCGUCUUGCAGUCAUCAUAAAAUAAGCGGACUCUUAUUCAGGGCUCCAGACUGCCACUAAAAUGGUUGCUAAUGUGACAAAGAAAAUUGACAUUUUAUGACGAUAGUUUAAAAUCUAAACACUUUAUUGGUUUGUCAUAUUUUAUCAUUGUCUGAGGCCGAGUCGCAGAGGGGUCAUGAGCAGGGCAGAUGGUGUAGAGAGGAUAUUUAGUUUGAUGGAUCUUCUUGAAUGGAUGCUUUUGAAUGAACAUCUACUGUAUAUGAAGGAUGGGUGAUGGGACAAUAAACAUACGUACAAUUUCUCAAGAGCAAUUUUUAAAGGGGACACAAAUAAUACAGCCAAAAUUGUGCUUGUACAUAGCAUGGAGACCAUGUUUAAAACUGAGUUUGGUUCAUAGGUUCACCACGCGGUCAUAUUAUAAUUAUUAAAUUAUUUUGUGUCCUCCACAUAGUAUUUUAGUUUUCGUCUGGGACAGCAAGCCCACUGCACUUAACAUCAUAUUGAGCAAAACCCAACACAUCGGUAGAUCUACAAUAUUAGCCUAAUGCCGUUGACCCCAGUCCUGCUAAAAGUUUGCCAACCCCUGGUAUAGGCAUCAUAUGUUGGUUUAAUUACAUUGCUAACCUAUAUUUUGCACUGAUGACAUGAAAGUAACAUGAUUCUGGCUUUGCAUUUCCACAUAAUUCCUCUGCUUUCAAAUAAAUGGGCUUCAGCCUGACAUUAUUCGCUUGCUGAAACACAGAUAUCCAUAUCAACAUCUCAGAGGCUUUAACAAGGAUGAAAAAAUACAACAUUAGUAUCCUGUUAUUGAACUUUUUGGACUUCAAUAAAAAUAGAUGUUUAAUAGUUGACCAUGAUUAUUUGUACACUGAACAAAAACAGUUAAAAAUAAAG